Molecule: messenger RNA, 849 nt
Organism: Acanthosepion pharaonis
Lineage: Eukaryota; Metazoa; Mollusca; Cephalopoda; Sepiida; Sepiidae
Source: the annotation of a GenBank genome assembly
AUGUUGUAUUUUUUCAUUCAUUACGAACAAAAUUUUAUCAAGAGAAAUUUUUUUCUUUCAUUUCUCCUUUCUUUCCUUUUAUUAAGUGUCAUUUUAAAUUUUUUUGUCCCACUUUUAAUAUUCUUUCUUUGUCAACUUUUUUUUCUUUCUUUCUUUCUUUCUUUCUUUCUUUCUUUUCUUUUCUUUCUUUCUUUAAUUUUUUGUCCUUCCACCGGUAUUUUUUUAGGGCCUUUUUUUUUCUUUCUUUUGUUGUUGUUAUUUGUGAUUCUUAAUCGUAUUUUUUUCUUUCUUUCCCUUCCUUCCUUCCUUCCUUCCUUCCUUUCUUUCUGUCAAUUUAAUUUUUUUUGUCCCACUGUACUUAAUAUUCUUUCUGGCCUUGUCAAGUUUCUUUCUUUCUUUCUUUCUUUCUUUCUUUCUUUCUUUCUUUUCUUUCUUUCUUUCGUACCAUUUUUUGUCCUUCUUCACUUCUUAUUCUCUUUAAUCUUGUGUAGGUUCAUUCUUUCUUUCUUCAGGGCAGUUUUUUUCUUUCUUUUGUUUUUCUUUCUUUCGUUCUUCCUUCCUUCCUUCCUUCCUUCCUUCCUUCCUUCCUUUCUUUCUUUCUUUCUUUCGUUUCCACCCUUAUUUUUUUUAGCAAUUUUUCUUUCAUUUUUCUCCUUCUUUACUUCUUUUUUUCAAUCAUCUUGUGUAAUUUCUUUCUUUCUUUCUUUCUUUCUUUCUUUCUUUCUUUCUUUCUUUCUUUCUUUCAGCUGUUUAUUCGUUCCAUUGUGUUAUCUAUCUAUCAUCUAUCUAUCUAUCUAUCUAUCUAUCUAUCUAUCUAUCAAAGAAAUGGAGGCAAACACAGAUAUAUGA